Messenger RNA from Arachis duranensis, 3159 nucleotides. RefSeq names its product serine/threonine-protein kinase EDR1-like. The record is from RefSeq and is a predicted model, not a curated record. Gene Ontology annotation, molecular function: ATP binding; protein kinase activity. Gene Ontology annotation, biological process: protein phosphorylation. NCBI's taxonomy places the organism in Eukaryota, Viridiplantae, Streptophyta, Magnoliopsida, Fabales, Fabaceae.
AUAAGGUUGUUGAAGAUAUUUUAAGAUGAUAGUUAUGGAAUCGGGAUGAGGAAAAAGUGCGUAAUUUGGAGGGAAUAGAAGGUAGGCAGUUGCAGUUAAUGCGAUCCAAUGUUAUAGAAUCUUCCAAGUCCCAUUUCAGUUCAUUCAUGUUCAUCAUAUUCUGGUUUUGGUAGUAAAAUCGAAAUCAAUAACAGUGAAAUAUGGGGAGAAAUAGGAUGAAGAAUCUGCUUAGGAAGCUGCACAUCGGUGGUGGAGACGGCGGCGAUGACGGUGACGGUGACGGUGGCGCUUCUCCUACUAUGAACGAACUACCGAGUCGCAAUCUGAGUGUUGCAGAGCAUGAGCGUGAGCAUGAGUUUCAAUUUCAGAUGAGAAUGGCGUUGGCCAUCAGUGCUUCCCAUCCAAUUCCAAACAAUGACGCUGACUCCGAUCAGAUCGAUGCCGCCAAGCAGAUGAGCUUAGGUUCUGAGUCUUCCCUCACACAGUUCCAAUCCCUUCGCUAUUGGAAUUAUAGUGUGAUAGGUUAUGAGGAGAAAGUGAUGGAUGAGUUUUAUGAUGUUUAUGGAAUCUCUUCAAAUAUCAUUCGUCGAGGAAAGAUGCCCUUAUUGGUGGAUCUGCAGGCUAAAACCACCUCACAAAAUGGUGAUCGUGAAGUCAUCUUGGUGAACCGCUUGGUUGAUCUUGAGCUGCAGCGGCUUGAGGAAAAGGCCUGUGCCUUAUUCAAUGACUGUCCUAUUUCUGAAAAAGGACUGAUUUUAAGUGGCUUGCUGCAGAGACUUGCUGAUAUUGUUGUUACCAGAAUGGGUGGCACAGUUGGUAGUGCAGAUAAAAUGAUAGAAAGGUGGGCUAGGAGGAGUCAUGAGUUAAGAGAUUCUUCAAGAACCAUUGUUCUUCCUCUUGGCUCUCUUGAUGUUGGACUGUCGCGUCACCGAGCCCUGCUUUUUAAGGUACUUGCUGACAAGAUUAAUAUUCCUUGCAUGCUGGUCAAAGGGAGCUAUUACACUGGAACUGAUGAUGGAGCAUUGAAUUUGAUAAAAGCUGAUGAUGGAAGUGAAUACAUCAUUGAUAUGAUGGGUGCACCUGGGGUUCGAACACAUUUGAUUGAUACUAGAACUCAAGUCUUGGGUAGCUCACCUGAUCAGUGCAGCAAAAAAACAAAAGCAGUCAGGUCCCAGUCAGAAAAACCAUUAAAUGUGGGUGGUCAAACAAAACUAGUUGAUAAUAUCCAUGUUGGAAUGAAUGAAAGAGAGAGGUUUGGACAUAAUUUGGGAAAUCUUUUAGAGUCACUGCAUAAAUCAUGUGAAUUCUUAUCACAUAGAGAAACAUCACCUGCAGAAAAGAUUCGCGUAAACAAUGUAUCCAAGUAUGUCCUCAGUGCAGCAAAGAACCCGGAAUUCGCACAAAAACUACACGCAGUUUUGCUAGAGAGUGGAGCCCUCCCCCCACAUGAUCUCUUUUCAGUUGUAAAUCCACAAGAUAUGGGUGAAGAUAAAACAUGUGAAGAAUUUGUCAGGGAUAUCGUUCAAGAUGAUCCAACUAGGUUGUCAUUAAGCUACAACAAAUCUCUCAUACCCUAUCAAAUGAAGCGCACUGCCCAUGAUACUAGGUCAGAACAGCAGAAAGAAUUUUACGUAGAUAGAUAUGAUAAUUCCACACAGUGUGAUUGUGAAUGUGAUAAUACCGGGAAGGGGUCUGUGAUGGUUUGUGACAAUAGAGUUGAUGGGUUAGAGCAAUCUCAUUACUUAUGUAAAGAGCAAUGUCUCCAAUCUGAUUUGCCCAAGAGAGCUGUUUCUUGUGAAACACGUGAUAGGUUUGAUGUUUCCCAUGAUGGGGAUGACAAAAAUGGUUAUAAUGAGGUUGGUGUAGCUUUAAAUGACGUUGGAUUUUGUAAAGAGUCAGCCAUUCAGAUAAAUAAGGCACCCUGUAUAGAGUCAGCAAAGUGUAUCACAUAUGAUCAUAAAAAUGACAGAGUUAACCCAGUCUUGGGGGAGAGGAAAGAAUGGGAAAUUCAAUGGGAGGAUCUUCGUAUUGGUCAACGUAUUGGUAUCGGUUCGUGUGGUGAGGUUUUCCAUGCUGAUUGCAACGGUUCGGAAGUUGCUGUGAAGAAGUUUCUAACACAAGAUUUUUCUAGUGAUGCAGUGGCUCAGUUCAAAUCUGAAGUUGAGAUCAUGUUAAGACUGCGGCAUCCCAAUAUUGUGCUCUUCAUGGGAGCUAUUACUCGUCCGCCACAUCUAUCCAUCUUGACAGAGUUUCUUCCAAGAGGGAGUUUAUAUGGUCUAUUGCGUAAUCCUAAGUUUCAACUUAAUGACAAGAGGCGGUUGCGUAUGGCUGUUGAUGUGGCUAAGGGAAUGAACUACUUGCACACAAGUCAUCCUCCCAUUGUCCAUAGAGAUUUGAAGUCUCCGAAUCUUCUUGUCUCCAAGCAUUGGGUUCUUAAGGUCUGUGAUUUUGGUCUAUCGCGGAUGAAGCACCAUACAUUUUUGUCAUCAAAGUCCUAUGCUGGAACGGCCGAGUGGAUGGCACCAGAAGUCUUAAGAAACGAGCUUGCCAAUGAAAAGUGUGAUAUAUAUAGUUUUGGAGUAAUCUUGUGGGAGUUGGCUACUACAAUGAUCCCGUGGCAAAGUUUGAACCAAAUGCAGGUUGUUGGAGCUGUUGGAUUCCAAAACAGGCGCCUUGAAAUUCCAGAUGAUGUUGAUCCAGAAGUAGAACAGAUAAUACGUGAUUGUUGGCAAAUGGAUCCACAGUUACGGCCAUCAUUCUCCGAGUUAUUAUCUCGCCUCUGCCAACUUCAACAUCUUGUUGUCGUUAAAGGUGUAAAACGAGCUCCACACAUCAAAUGAAGGGAAAUUCAUUUUUGUGUAUCACUUUAUAUUAUUCUUUGAGAAUGAGAGAAAGCAGAGCCGGCAUAUGGUGCAAGAAAAAUGUUUCGCAAAUUAUGAGUCUCACGUUGAUUAGUGUGUGAAACAUUCCUUAUUCUCUCUCUCUCUUUCUUUUUAUUUUUUUCUUUUUAGAUUUUAGAGUCCAGUUAAGUCCACUCUAAUGCAGAUGAGUGUCGUGAGGGGAGGUGGAUGUUACAACAUUAGAUUUGUAUAUAGAUCUUACUAGGGGUUGUAAACUUUUGAUCACCGAGUCGUAUAUUGAUAAUAAUCUUUUUUACAA